AUGGCAUCAAAAAGAAUCGUUCAGGAAGCAAAGUCAUUGCUAUCCAAAUCUCGACCAGGAAAAUCAUCAUUCGCCAUCUGUCCUAGAAGCUCACAGCGAUAUGUACACCAAAGUACAAGAUUACCAGCUAUGACAGCUUCGAGCUCGAGAAUAAGACCAACUCUACAACCUCUUCAUCAACCAUCUACCAUGUUAAAACCUGCAGCCAUUGGUGGCAGUCGCAGUAUCUUCAUCCAAACAGAAGACACCCCAAACCCAGAUGCAUUGAAGUUCCUUCCCAAUCAUCCAAUUUUACCACCCUCCCUCAAUGCACCCUUCAUCGAAUACCUCAAUCCAAGAUCCACGCUUGCGCCACCACACCCAUCCCCGCUCGCCGCAUCGCUAAUGAAUAUUGAUGGAGUUAAGUCUGUCUUUUAUGGUGUAGAUUUCAUUACGGUCACCAAAGCAGACGAUGCGAACUGGGCGCACAUUAAACCAGAGAUUUUCAGUCUCAUAACGGAGGCAGUGACUUCCGGUGCACAGAUUGUCAAUAUCACGGAGAAAACGGGGGCAAGUGGCGAAGCGCCGGAAGAAGAAGAUAGCUUAGCAUACAACGAGGAUGACCCCGAGGUUGUUGGAAUGAUCAAGGAAUUACUUGAAACCCGCAUUCGACCGGCAAUUCAGGAAGAUGGUGGAGACAUUGAUUAUCGCGGGUUCGAGGACGGCAUGGUCAAGUUGAAGCUCCGAGGCGCAUGCCGAACUUGCGACUCAAGUACAGUCACGUUGAAGAAUGGAAUCGAGGGAAUGCUUAUGCAUUAUAUUGAAGAAGUCAAGGGAGUUGUACAAGUAAUGGACGAGGAAGAGGAGAUCGCGAUCCAAGAAUUUGCAAAGUUUGAGGAGAAGUUGAGGCAACAAAAGGGUCCUGAUGCAGUUGCAUCAAGUGUGGUAGAAUUUUCCGUGGCGAAUCAAGUACGCAUUGAUGGAGCGGGCGUGGCUUUUGCAGUGUUACCAUUCAGAGCUGCAAGACUCCUUGGCUGUCAUAGAAACUUGAUGGACAGUCGUAUGGUUUUCUACUCGGAUAAUGAGGAAGGUGUAUGCGCGGAUGGCAGAUUUGAUGAUAUCGAUGGAAUGGAUGAUUAA
Molecule: messenger RNA, 1119 nt
Organism: Sclerotinia sclerotiorum 1980 UF-70
Lineage: Eukaryota; Fungi; Ascomycota; Leotiomycetes; Helotiales; Sclerotiniaceae
Exons: 3
Coding region: 1-1119 (372 amino acids)
Biological process (GO): iron-sulfur cluster assembly
Cellular component (GO): mitochondrion
Molecular function (GO): iron ion binding; iron-sulfur cluster binding
Source: RefSeq, a predicted model, not a curated record